AUGUCGACACUAAACUCGCACCUCCCAUGGACCACGUCCCCCCUCCUCAUCAACGCCCCCAUGUCCGGUUUCGCGGGCGGCCACCUUGCAGCCGCCGUUUCGCUCGCCGGCGGCCUGGGUUUAAUCGGCGGAGUAAGAGAUAUGGGCGAGGUACGCCGGGAACUCGAUAUCGCUGCCGAAUUACUGGGCCAGAUACGCGGAGUGGGGACGAUGAAGGUGGGCGUGGGGUUCCUGCCGUUUGCGAUGGAGUUGGCCGAGGUGCUGGAUGUGGUUAAAGAGUAUAAGCCAGCGGUUGUGUGGCUUUUUGCGUCGAAGACGCUGGGGGGGUAUAAGGAGUGGGUUGAUGGUGUACGCAGGGUUUCGCCGGAGAGUAGGGUGUGGGUGCAGCUAGGGAGUGUAGCGGCGGCGUUGGAGGUUGCGAGGGGGGCGAGGCCCGAUGUUCUUUGUUUGCAAGGUGCGGAUGCGGGGGGCCAUGGGUUUGAGAAGGGUGCUUCAAUUGUUUCGCUGGUACCUGAGACGGCGGAUGCGUUGGCUGCGGCGGGGUUUGCGGAUAUUGCGCUGGUCGCGUCGGGGGGGAUUGUGGAUGGAAGGGGGGUUGCGGCUGCGCUUGCGUUGGGGGCGCAGGGUGUAGUGAUGGGUACGAGGUUUUUGGCGUCAAAAGAGGUCAAGGUGCAUCCAAAGUAUCAAGCUGCGAUUUUGGAGGCGCAGGAUGGUGGGCAAGUGACUACGCGGUCGAAGUUGUUUGAUCAGCUGCGUGGUCCGAAUAUUUGGCCUGAGCUGUAUGAUGGACGGGGCUUAGUUGCGCAGAGUCAUAGGGAUUUUGCGAGUGGGAUGAGUCUGGAGGAGAUUCAGAGAUUGCACAAUCAAGAGGCUGCAGGUGAAGACAAAGGAUAUGAUACAGGACUGCAAGGCCGUGCGGCGAUAUGGGCCGGCACAGGCGUGGGGUUAGUAAAUCAAAUCCAGAGCGCGAGAGAUAUCGUGGAAAAGAUACGGGAAGAGACAAAAGAUGUCUUACUUCGAGUAGCAAACGUGUAA
This is a messenger RNA of Bipolaris victoriae FI3, 1035 nucleotides long. RefSeq lists its product as hypothetical. Bases 1 to 1035 code for a protein of 344 amino acids. The transcript has a single exon. Gene Ontology annotation, molecular function: nitronate monooxygenase activity. NCBI's taxonomy places the organism in Eukaryota, Fungi, Ascomycota, Dothideomycetes, Pleosporales, Pleosporaceae. The record is from RefSeq and is a predicted model, not a curated record.